AUGCUUAGAGGGAUUGGGGAUGGUCCAGAAGGAGGGGCUCAGAGUAUGGAAACUUCGUUGGAUGAAGAAUAUGGAAUCCCUGGUACUAGGAGUGCUGCAGUUGAUGAGGCUCUUAGAGCACAACCUAAAUCAAAAGGACUAAUGGAUAGAUUUGUCAUUAGAAGCUCAGCAAACCCAGCAGGUACUUGGUUUUUGAAAUCUAUUGAUGUAUCUGAUUCCAUAGACGAAAGAUGGGGCCCACAACUCCAUCAGCCUUUACAUGCUGCUGGUUAUUAUUUGAACCCUCAAUUGCGUUACGAAGAAACAUUUUCUAAUGCUAAUGAAGUAAGGAAGGGAUUGGAAGAUUGCAUGACUAAGAUGUUGUCUUUUGAGGAUCGUAUGGCUGCUGAUAUCCAGUUGGACUUGUAUGAUGAGGCAAAAGGAGAGGUUGGAAGUCGUCUUGCUGUGAAUUCAAGGAAACUACGAACUCCAACAAAUUGGUGGAAGCAUUUUGGAAGGGACACACCUGAGUUGACAAAGUUUGCUAUUCGGGUCCUUAGCCUUACUUGUAGUGCAUCUGGGUGUGAGAGGAAUUGGAGCACAUUUGAGCAGAAAAGAAAUAGACUUGAACAUCAAAAGCUUAAUGCUCUAGUAUAUGUGAAGUAUAAUACGGCACUAAGAGAGAGAAUUAUUAGAGGGAGGUCAAAGAUUGAUCCAAUAUUGGUGAAUGAAAUUGAGUCCGAUGAUGAAUGGAUAGCUGAGGUUGGAGAACCAAUUCUACCAACUGAUCUUAUUUGGCUUAAUUCUCAAGAAUUAUACGAUGUUGAUGUCAUCAGAAAUAUGCCCACUGAACCUUAUGAAACUGAUCUACAUACUCGAGUGCCUAUUUUUAUGGAGCCUAUUGGUGAUCCUAGGACUCAAGAGCGAGGGAAUAUUCAUGUUAGGACUCAAGAGCCUAUUGUCCAUUCUAGAACUCAAGAUCCUAUUAUUGAUGAUGAUCUUAUUCUUGACGAUGAUGUUCUUCUUUCCUCGUUAGCUUCAAAAAAGAGAAAAGAUGGUGAAACCUCAAGUAAGAGGAAAGUUAAAAGCAAGUCUGUAAGAGCGAUACUUAUGGAUGAAGAUGAUGAGAUAGAUAAAGAUCCUUCAACAUUUGAUAGUGAGAAAUAUCCUUUUCAUAUUGAUACAGUUGAUCAAUAUGAUAAUGAUGCUAGUUUUAAUUAUCACUACAAGAAAACAGGCCUUCUGUGA
Prunus mume (Japanese apricot) is the source of this 1227-nucleotide messenger RNA. NCBI's taxonomy places the organism in Eukaryota, Viridiplantae, Streptophyta, Magnoliopsida, Rosales, Rosaceae. The record is from RefSeq and is a predicted model, not a curated record.